This is a messenger RNA of Anguilla rostrata (American eel), 3462 nucleotides long. RefSeq names its product FACT complex subunit SPT16-like. Bases 318 to 3377 code for a protein of 1019 amino acids. The record is from RefSeq and is a predicted model, not a curated record. Gene Ontology annotation, biological process: transcription elongation by RNA polymerase II. Gene Ontology annotation, molecular function: nucleosome binding. Lineage: Eukaryota; Metazoa; Chordata; Actinopteri; Anguilliformes; Anguillidae. Gene Ontology annotation, cellular component: FACT complex. The transcript is spliced from 23 exons.
GCGCGAUACAAACAGCAAUGUGUUUAGGGAUGCAUGUAUAUAUUUGUAGACAUUUACCCGCGGUUGUAUGAUUUUCAUGAUUCUACAAUAGAAAACGACUGUGUCAUCACAUGCACGGAUUUCAGUUGACAGUAGGAAUAUCAUUUUGAAAACAAUAAACUAUAAAGAAUAAAAAAAUAUAAAAACAAAGCAUUUUGCGUCUUUGAUUUGAGCCAAGAGGAAGCAGCUCGUGCGAAGCGUGGGAAGUACGCGCGCCGAUGCUUCACUGAUUCGGCCUGAAGCCACGAGCUCGAGUUUGGAGGAGCGGAAGACACGCGAUGGCCGUAAACUUAGACAAGGAGGCGUAUUACCGCCGGAUCAAGCGCUUAUACGCCAACUGGAAGAAAGGCGAGGAUGAGUUCGGGAAGGUGGACGCCAUUGUGGUGUCCGUUGGAGUGGACGAGGAGAUCGUUUACGCCAAAUCCACAGCCCUGCAGACCUGGCUGUUUGGCUACGAGCUGACGGACACCAUCAUGGUUUUCUGCGAGUCAAAGAUCCUCUUCCUCGCUAGCAAGAAGAAGGUGGAGUUCCUCAAGCAGGUGGCCGUCACCAAGGGCAACGAGAAUGCCAAUGGGCUUCCCCCCAUCACCCUGCUCGUGCGAGAGAAGAAUGAGAGUAACAAGGCGAACUUUGAGAAAAUGCUGGAGGCCAUUCACGCCAGUAAGGAGGGGAAGACGGUGGGUGUGUUCAUCAAGGACAAAUUCCCUGGGGAGUACAUGAAGAGCUGGAACGACAUGAUGACUGCCGAGGGCCUGGAGAGGGUGGAUGUCAGCGCUGUGGUGGCGUACACCAUGGCGGUGAAGGAGGACGGGGAGCUGGCUCUGAUGAGGAAGGCUGCAGGUGUGACCAGCGAGGUCUUCUCCAAGUUCUUCAAGGAGAGGGUGAUGGAGAUUGUGGAUGCAGAUGAGAAAGUACGGCACAGUAAGCUGGCGGAGUCGGUGGAGAAGGCCAUCGAGGAGAAGAAGUUCCUGGGAGGGGCGGAUCCCUCCAUGGUGGAGAUGUGCUACCCGCCAAUCAUCCAGAGCGGCGGCAACUACAGCCUCAAAUUCAGCGUGGUCAGUGAUAAGAACCACAUGCACUUUGGGGUGAUCACCUGUGCGAUGGGGAUCAGGUAUAAGUCAUACUGCUCUAACCUGGUGCGCACGCUCAUGGUGGACCCGCCACAGGAAAUGCAGGACAACUACAACUUCCUGCUGCAGGUGGAGGAGACCCUACUCAGCCAGCUCAAACACGGGGUGAAGCUUUGUGAUGUUUAUAACGCUGUGCUGGAAUUUGUGAAAAAGGAGAAACCAGAGCUUGUGGGAAAACUGACCAAAAACCUGGGGUUUGUGAUGGGGAUUGAGUUUCGGGAAGGGUCUCUGGUCCUGAGCAGUAAGAAUCAGUACAAACUGAAAAAAGGUAUGGUGCUCAGUGUUAGCCUGGGCCUCGCUGAGUUGCUCAAUAAGGAGGGGAAGAAGGAGCAGCAGAAGUAUGCACUGUUCAUCGGAGACACCGUGCAGAUCAAUGAGGAUGAAGCCGCUACGGUUCUUACUCCGGUCAAAAAGAAGAUAAAAAAUGUUGGAAUUUUCUUAAAGAAUGAGGAUGAAGAUGAGGAUGAUGAAGAGGCAGAUGAUGCUGAAGAGCUGCUGGGAAGGGGAGCGCGUGGAGUCGCCCUCCUGACCGACCGAACUCGGAAUGAGAUGACUGCAGAGGAGAAGAGGCGGGCUCACCAGAGAGAGCUGGCCAAUCAGGUGAAUGAGGAGGCCAAACGGCGACUGACAGAGCAGAAAGGAGAGCAACAAAUACAAAAGGCUCGCAAGUCCAACGUCUCCUAUAAGAGCGUGUCCCAGAUGCCCCGGGAGAAGAACAUCAGGGAGAUGAAGAUCUUCAUCGAUAAGAAAUAUGAGACAGUCAUCAUGCCUGUCUUUGGCAUUGCCACGCCCUUCCAUAUCGGUACCAUCAAGAACAUCAGCAUGUCGGUGGAGGGGGACUACACCUACCUGAGGAUCAACUUCUAUGUCCCCGGCAGCUACCUGGGCCGGCAGGAGGGGAACAUCUUCCCCAACCCUGAGGCCACCUUCGUCAAGGAGAUAACGUACCGCGCCUCGAACCUGAAAGCGGCGGGUGACCCCUCGGUGCCCUCCACCAACCUGCAGAACGCCUUCCGCAUCAUCAAGGAGGUGCAGAAGCGCUACAAGACCCGCGAGGCCGAGGAGAAGGAGAAGGAGGGCAUCGUCAAGCAGGACUCCCUGGUCAUCAACCUCAACCGCUCCAACCCCAAACUCAAGGACCUGUUCAUCCGGCCCAACAUCACUCAGAAGAGGAUGCAGGGCUCGCUGGAGGCUCACACCAACGGGUUCCGGUUCACCUCAGUAAGAGGAGAUAAAGUGGACAUCCUGUACAAUAAUAUUAAACACGCCGUGUUCCAGCCCUGCGACGGGGAGAUGAUCAUCGUCCUGCACUUCCACCUCAAGAACGCCAUCAUGUUUGGGAAGAAGCGGCACACGGACGUGCAGUUCUACACGGAGGUGGGCGAGAUCACCACGGACCUGGGGAAGCACCAGCACAUGCGCGACCGCGACGACCUGUACGCCGAGCAGAUGGAGCGCGAGAUGCGCCACAAGCUCAAGGCCGCCUUCAAGAACUUCAUCGAGAAGGUGGAGACGCUCACCAAGGAGGAGCUGGAGUUCGAGGUGCCCUUCAGAGACCUGGGGUUCCAGGGCGCCCCCUACAGGAGUACUUGCCUGCUGCAGCCCACCUCAAGCUCUCUCUGUAACGUCACAGAGUGGCCCCCAUUUGUUGUGACCCUAGAUGAGGUGGAGUUGGUGCAUUUUGAGCGUGUGCAGUUCCACCUGAAGAACUUUGAUGUGGUGAUUGUCUACAAGGACUACAGCAAGAAGGUCACCAUGAUCAACGCUGUGCCCAUCAACUCCCUGGACCCAAUCAAGGAGUGGCUGAAUUCCUGUGACAUUAAGUACACAGAGGGAGUGCAGUCUCUGAACUGGAGCAAAAUCAUGAAGACCAUCGUGGACGACCCCGACGGGUUCUUUGAGCAGGGCGGCUGGUCUUUCCUGGACCCGGAGAGCGAGGUGAGCCCAUUAAAUGCAGAUUCUCUCUGUCUCCCCACCCUCCCGUCUCUCUCUCUCUCCCCCCUCCCCUAUCUCUCUCUUUCUCUAGACUACAGUGCCUCUCUGGGUUCGGAGGAAGAGAGUGGGAAGGACUGGGAUGAGCUGGAGGAAGAAGCUCGCAAAGCCGACAAAGAGAGUCAGUAUGAGGACACAAACGAAAGCUCAACCAGGAAGAGGAAGGGCCGAUCCUCAGCCCCGCCCCCCAGAAGCAAGAAGAAGAGGCGGCGUUAAUGACAUCACUCACUCAAACACACACACACACACACACACACACCACCACACUCACAAACACCACCACACCACUCACUCAACACCA